AUGCUGCGGCGACUUGUGGGCGGUCGGGCAUCGCGAGGGGGAUCCAUCAUGAGCCUCUGUGCAUCUCACUUCUCUCUCUCAUCGACCUCGUCUCCACUGCAGGCCUCUCAACCAUCUCCAUGCCACACGUCGAUGCGCGCCAUUGGUACUGCGAUGCCCGGCGCGAUGCACCAGCCCGGGGAGUCGGGGCAGGCGGCUGGGUCGAGUACCACGAUCGCCGGGAAGGAGACAUGGGGGCAGUUCAGUGCCAAGAUGCGUCAUGGCCGCCGCCGCAUCCGCGUCAUCGACAUUGCGGCGAAGAUGUCCUAUGAAUACCAGAUGCUGAAGAAGAUGUGUAAGCGGCGCCCCGCCAUGCGGCAGUGGGCGGUGCGCGACGACUAUUGCGACAUGAGCCCCGGUGUGGUCGUCAUGUCGCCCUCUAUGCAGGCUGCCUUCAUGAAGGUGUUUCGGCUAAAGGACAAGGGUCUCAUUCGCCAGUGCCUGCGCGAUAUCAUCCCAAUCAUCGAGUACCGCAACCGCGAGGAGCGACCGCCCGCAAUGCGCGAUAAACCGUCCGACAUGAUCCCCGAAGGCGAACCCGACACACUCAACCAAAAGAAGCGCGAGCUUUUCGAGCGCAAGGAGACGGGCGAGAACUUCAAGCCACUCUACCUGCACGACAAGCGCUCGCAAGCGAAGCUGCGCUUCAAGAUUCGGCAGCGGCUCAUCAAGUUCCAGCGACAGCUCGCCAUCGCGAACGCUGUGGCGAGCCGCACCGUUCUCUACUCGACGGAUGACGCGAUCGGCUACUUUCUCUUCCGCGGCGCUGCCAUGUACGCCGGAAUGCACCGCGUUUUCUUUGAGCUGAGCAAGCAGCUUCCGCAUUUUGUGCCGAAGAGCAUGCUGGACUUUGGCGCCGGCACCGGCACGGCCAUUCUCGUAGCGAAGGAGGUGUACGACCCCGGCGCCCUCGCCUACCCGCUUUACCGUUCCAUGCGGCAGACCAUGACUGGGAACGUGAGUGCGCAGGCGCAGCAGCUGCGUGAGCUGCGCUACGACCUCCGACGCCUUAGCCGAAACAACACGGAGCAGAGGAAGGCCCGCUUCAUGGCGGUGGCGGCACUGCUGGAGCGUGGCGAGGUUGACCCGGCCGAUUUGCCGGCCGACCUUCGCCGCGAGAUCGCGCAGGUCGCGGCCAACGCUGCAGCGAACAAAAAGCGCCGUCUCAUCAGCGAGUCGCACGCCCGUUACCGCGAAGUCGUCGACGGCACCGAGUGGGAAGACGGCGAUCCGCUCGGCGAGAAGAAGAGCAUGGCAGAAGACCCAAGCGACGUGCUCGACGGCGAGGAGGACGGUGACGGCAGCGCUGACGGGGCGGCGGCAGCGGAGCGGACGUGGUGGGAGAAGCUGGUCGACAUGGAGAACGCCACCGCACAGGAGCGGGCGAGCCGGCGGCUGCAGCCGCUGCAGGAGGUCACGGCGAUCGAGCCCAGCCCAGGCAUGAUGGAGAUUGGCACGAUGGUGCUCCACGAUGACAUCCCUAACGUAGCAUGGAAGCGGUACCUGCUGCCGGAGGACGAAGCCAUCCAGCACGAUCUCGUGGUGGCUGCCUACUCCCUCAGUGAAGUCGCAGAGUCGGCUAACCGGACGCGGCUCGUGCAGCAGCUGUGGAAGAUGACACGCGGCGUACUCGUGCUUGUCGAAUUCUCGAACCUGCACAACUUCAACCUCCUGAUGGAGGCCCGCGACACGAUCCUGGAAGAAAAGGGCAUUGGCCUGUGGGACUGGCAGCCGACCAUUGUAGGCCCGUGCCCGCACGAGCAGCGCUGUCCGCUGCGCCACUGCAAGGCGGGUGUGAAGAGCAAGCGGAUGCGCCUCUGUACGACCGAGGCACAGUACCGUGCCACCUUCAUCGAUGUCUGGGCACGGCACAUGCCGCUGAAGGUGGGAAUCGAGCCGAUCUCUUACAUGAUCUUUGCCCGCAACGAGCUCGUGCCGGAGCGGGCGGAGCGGCGUGAGGCGCAGGUGAAGCGGGAGGAGGCGGAGCGGGUUCAGGCACGAGAUGCGAAGCAGCGAGAGCUCUACGCGGCCUCGCUGUCGUUGAAGGACGUCGUCUUCGAUCGAUUGAGUGACGAGGCGCUGCACCGACCCUCGACCGGCGUGCCGGUGAAGUUGUCGGGCACAGCGACCGCAGAUGACGUGGCUCCUUCGUCGACACCUACGCAGGCGUUGCAAAGCGGUGUCACCAACACCGCGGAGGUGGGCCAGCUGCCCUUGGCCGUCCCCCGCGUAGCCCAGACCUCUGCGCAGCGGUACAACAAGCUUGUCUACCCGCUCCAGUUUCCACCAGCAACGCACCGGUACAACCGCGCGUUCGUUGACGCUGGGUAUCAGCGGCAGCGCGCCAUCACGCCUUCCGAGAUGCUGGUCGUUCGCGAGGAGUUGGAGGACAUGCGGCGCCGAGUAAUGCGGGCAAGCCCGUCAUACCUGCGCGUGGUGCGCGACCCUACGUGCCGGGGCAAGAUCCAGGCGUGCUUCUGCACACCGGAUGGCGACCUCAUCACCGCCCGCGUCUACCGCCGCUUCUAUGGCGACCACAGCAACGUCCGCCGCCACACGACGAUGCGCUGGCAGCACAUUGGCGGCUGGAAGCUGCUGAAGCGCAUCCGCAGUGGCUCCCUCUUCCCACACGACCUGCCGCUCUACGCGGUGAAUCGGCACCCCCAGGUGGACUUCCCGAACACCCUCGUCGGCGUGAAGCACUCCGCGGUGGAGAAGACGGCGAUGCAGUACAACGACCCGAUGUCGCUGAUGGAGACUCCAGAGGAUGAGCUCUCGCGCGAGGAGGUGAAGCAGAAGCGCCGCCUGCUGCGCGACGAGGAGGCGCACAAGAAGGCAGAGGCGAAACUUGAAGAGGUCCUGGGCACCAAGAUUCAAGACGCCUCGCUGGAGGGUCGCAUUGACGCUCGCCGCCGCAUCUCGGCCGAGGAGUGGGCCAAAGCGGUGCGCCAUGCGAAGCAAAAGACGGUGCGGCACACGCAGCAGACGAUCCCGAACGCAGCCAAGAUGCGCGCGCUGAAGCGAACGCUCGAGGUACGGCACCGCAAUGUGUGGCGAGAGAUGAAGCAAAAUCGUCGACGUUGA
Messenger RNA from Leishmania mexicana MHOM/GT/2001/U1103, 3123 nucleotides. RefSeq lists its product as hypothetical. Bases 1 to 3123 code for a protein of 1040 amino acids. Gene Ontology annotation, biological process: translation. Gene Ontology annotation, cellular component: mitochondrial small ribosomal subunit. Lineage: Eukaryota; Euglenozoa; Kinetoplastea; Trypanosomatida; Trypanosomatidae. The transcript has a single exon. The record is from RefSeq and is a predicted model, not a curated record. Gene Ontology annotation, molecular function: methyltransferase activity; structural constituent of ribosome.